Molecule: messenger RNA, 1632 nt
Organism: Trematomus bernacchii (emerald rockcod)
Lineage: Eukaryota; Metazoa; Chordata; Actinopteri; Perciformes; Nototheniidae
Product: actin, cytoplasmic 3-like
Exons: 9
Coding region: 119-1246 (375 amino acids)
Source: RefSeq, a predicted model, not a curated record
AGCGUGAAUAAAACCUGUGCGGUUUGGCUCUUGAUGUUACAUUCACCGAGCUCAGCUGUGCAGAGAAACACCCUCUUAACUUCUCCGACAGACACACCAGAGACUCACCUGCACAGAAAUGGAUGACGACGUUGCAGCCCUCGUUGUUGACAAUGGCUCCGGUAUGUGCAAGGCUGGUUUUGCCGGAGACGAUGCCCCCCGCGCCGUCUUCCCCUCCAUUGUCGGUCGCCCCAGACAUCAGGGUGUGAUGGUAGGAAUGGGACAGAAGGACAGCUAUGUGGGAGACGAGGCCCAGAGCAAGAGGGGCAUCCUGACUCUAAAAUACCCCAUCGAGCACGGCAUCGUCACUAACUGGGAUGACAUGGAGAAGAUCUGGCAUCACACUUUCUACAACGAGCUCCGUGUUGCACCUGAGGAGCACCCGGUCCUGCUGACCGAGGCUCCUCUCAACCCCAAGGCCAACAGGGAGAAGAUGACACAGAUCAUGUUUGAGACUUUCAACUGCCCUGCCAUGUAUGUGGCCAUCCAGGCCGUCCUGUCUCUGUACGCCUCCGGUCGUACCACAGGUAUUGUGAUGGACUCUGGUGACGGUGUCAGCCACACUGUGCCCAUCUACGAGGGCUACGCUCUGCCUCACGCCAUCCUCCGUCUGGAUCUGGCUGGCAGAGAUCUGACUGACUAUCUGAUGAAGAUCCUCACUGAGAGAGGCUACAGCUUCACCACCACCGCUGAGCGUGAGAUUGUGCGUGACAUUAAGGAGAAGUUGUGCUACGUGGCUCUGGACUUUGAGCAGGAGAUGCAGACUGCAUCUUCCUCUUCCUCCCUGGAGAAGAGCUAUGAGCUUCCUGACGGACAGGUCAUUACUAUCGGCAAUGAGAGGUUCCGAUGCCCCGAGGCACUCUUCCAGCCUUCCUUCCUCGGAAUGGAAUCUGCUGGAAUCCAUGAGACAACCUACAACAGCAUCAUGAAGUGCGACGUGGACAUCCGUAAGGACCUGUACGCCAACACCGUGCUGUCCGGUGGCACCACCAUGUACCCCGGCAUCGCUGACCGCAUGCAGAAAGAGAUCACCGCCCUGGCCCCACCCACAAUGAAAAUCAAGAUCAUCGCUCCCCCAGAGAGGAAGUACUCUGUCUGGAUCGGCGGCUCCAUCCUGGCAUCCCUCUCCACCUUCCAGCAGAUGUGGAUCAGCAAGCAGGAGUACGACGAGUCCGGCCCCGCUAUUGUCCACCGCAAGUGCUUCUAGAAAGCUCCACAUCUUCCUUCCCAGGGGGAAGUUGCAAUGCUUUUCAGCUGUUCCAUAUAACUACAACCAUAUCUUGUGUGAACAGACUCAAAGAUAGGAAAUGCCAAACCAAGAUGAAUGGAGAUACUGUUUACAUUUUUUAUUUCCUAGCAACUUGCCAAAACUUCCUGCAAACACCAUUUCUGAACAUGUUCCACGAACUGUGCUUAUGACUUUCACGCCCUCUGGCAAUCAACUGCUAACGUUCAACGGAAGCACUGUCUUUUUCUAUUGGUCUUUCUACCUUUUAUAAAUCCAAUGCACACAAUUCCAAAUCAAUAUCUGGCUGUUGUAUCAGUUUUCUAAAGGAUUGUCUUCCUAAUAAAUGCCAACAUUUGAUGUUUACA